Messenger RNA from Cuscuta epithymum, 883 nucleotides. Lineage: Eukaryota; Viridiplantae; Streptophyta; Magnoliopsida; Solanales; Convolvulaceae. The record is from the annotation of a GenBank genome assembly.
AUCAUCAUCCUUGCAAAUGCGCUCUACUUUAAAGGGGUUUGGGCUGAAAAGUUUGAAGAAAGAUACACAAAAGAUAGAGAUUUCUACCUCAUGAACGGAUCAUCUAUCCAAGUACCUUUUAUGAGUAGCGCUCAAAGGCAGUAUGUCAAAGCAUUCGAUGAUUUCAAAAUCCUGAGUCUACCGUACAAGCAAGGUAAGGAUAUGAGGCGGCGAUUCUCCAUGUAUUUCGUCUUGCCUAAUGCAAAGAAUGGUCUACCAUCACUCAUAGACAUGAUGGCUAAAGAAUCCCAAUUUCUUGAGCGCCACGCCCCGAGGAUUCCGGUUGAUGUGGGCGAGUUUCGCAUACCGAAAUUCAAAAUAACUUUCGACUUUGAUGCUGUACACGUUUUAGAUGAUCUCGGGGUGCAAUUUUCCCGUGCUGGUCUAGGCGAAAUGGUGGUAGACCCGAGGGAGAGCCCCUUUGUUUCAAGCAUCAUCCACAAGUGUGUUGUUGAUGUCAAUGAGAAGGGAACAGAAGCUGCUGCAGUUACUGUGGUAAUGGGAGGUUUUGGAUGUGGAAUUUCUAUGGUUGAGGAAGAGAAAAUUGACUUUGUAGCUGACCAUCCCUUUGCCUUCUUCAUCCGGGAGGAUGUCUCCGGGCUUGUUGUCUUUGUUGGCACUGUGGUUAAUCCUUUACUUCCAUGAAGUCCAUGGCGGUUGAUGUUUAAUUUAGUUUCCGCAAUUCGCUAUUACACGCAUGUUUAAUUACUUUCAAGUGUUAUAGAAUAUAUUAGAGAUUUGCAACUAUAUUUUGGUUUUCUUUUUCUAUUGAAUGUCGGAAUAAUUAAAGGAUUUACACUUUUAAUUAGUUUGAUGUAAAGCUAGAUUUGUUGUUGGUUGAGAC